This is a messenger RNA of Camellia sinensis, 1402 nucleotides long. Its product is annotated as Pollen Ole e 1 allergen and extensin family protein. NCBI's taxonomy places the organism in Eukaryota, Viridiplantae, Streptophyta, Magnoliopsida, Ericales, Theaceae. The record is from RefSeq and is a predicted model, not a curated record.
AAAUGGAGACAGUUGAGAGUUGCAAUGCAUUGCCCCUUUUAUUUACUCUUCUUCUGCUUCUCCACAGUCAUCUCACCCAACCCAUUCUCUUUGGUCUCUCUUAAGGUUUCACAAGUUUCAUGGAUUGGCCACUCAUCAAUCUCCUCUUUACAGCUUUUCUUCUGCUUGCAUCUGCAGCCAUUCAUGGAGCUCAAGCUGUUUCCAUGCUCACUGGCACUGUCUUCUGUGAUCAAUGUAAAGAUGGCCAAAUCUCCCUCUUUGAUUAUCCCCUCUAUGGAGUAAAAGUUGCAGUAACCUGCUCGGACAGUAAUGGGCAAGUCACAUUGUUGAGAGAAGAGACUACAAAUUGGUUUGGAAACUAUGCCAUGAAGUUUGAUGGCACACCUGACUUGAGUGGGUGCUAUGCCCAGGUUUCUUCAGGGAGUGGUGGACAAGGGUCAAAUGAUUGUGUGGCUGUGGCUGGUCCAGCCAAGAGUCUAAGACUCGUGUUUAGGAUCUUUGAUAUGGAAAUGUAUACUGUUGAUCCUCUGCUUUCUGAGCCUGCUCAGCCAAUGUCCAUGUGUCCAAGGUCUUACGCCCCUGUGUCUGCUCCGGUAAUCCCUGUAACACCUCCGGUGCCAGUUGAGCCUCCACCAGUGGCUCGACUGCCUCCACUACCACCGAUGCCACGGCUGCCGCCACUGCCACCGCUGCCACCAAUGCCAUCCUUGGAGGCUUCUGCUUGUCCGUACUGGAAUUGGACAAUGCCGGGUUACGAAUGCUACUGGAAGGCGGUGACGCCAGACAUGAAAGUAGCCGUUGUGUUUGGCUUAAUCGCAGCGCGGAGAUAUGGGACAGACAUGACACUAAGGCAAGGCAUGGAAGGCAGGGGAGACCCUUACAGGACCCUACUGAGGGAAGGGACAACGGCCCUCCUCAACUCCUACAACAGCAUCCAGUUUCCGUACCAUCCCCUCGGUGUGAUCCAUCACAUGAAUUGGGCCUUAUUGGGCUCCACUCGGCUUGUUCUCCACACGGCAAUACGCUUCAUGAGGGCUAAUUCUGGCAGUGGAAAAGUCAGCUGCAAAUUCACUCCCUGCAAGUGAUCAUCAUCCUCCGCAUUUUCUGAAUUUAUUAAUUUAUAUAAAAGGCUGUUUUUUACUAUAUAUGCGGUCAUAUUUAUGUUUAAUAGAGUACAUUGAUGUGUUGAAUUGGCCAAUUCUCCUUAUUGUGAUUUGGGAAUUGAACUUGUCAUAUUGUUAUAUUUAUCAUGAAGGAUUGAGUUAGAAGGGUUUGGGUGCUUCCUUAUUUUAGCCAUGGAGUAAGUUUGAGUGAUUGUUCUAUGAGGCAAAAUAAAGAAAUGGAUGUUAAACUCUAGAUUUUGUAAACUUAGUAAAUAUUUUGGACUCACCCCAAUUUCUUG